AUGACUCCAAAAGCGUCCGCUAAGAUGGAUAUAGAGGCCAGCGAGGAUUAUGACUACUUUCCAGUCAGCGGUAAUCCAGCAGAGGCGGCGAUCAAAGAUGGACUGAAGGGUGCAAAGCAAGGCCAAAUCUUCCCCUAUGCAGAGACACAGGCAGCAGAGAGUGCGCAGACAGCAUCUAGGGAUGGAGAUAAAUAUAGCCGUGCACUUAGCUCAGCUCUGAAUGGAGCUGUGCUGGAGAUUGAUCUCAUCAACAUUCCACAAAGCUCCUCGCCAGAUAUCGACGGCCAGCCGCUCCCAGCCAAACGAACGUCAGACGGAGCGUCAGACUCUAGCCGGUAUUCGGACUUCAGCCAAAGCAUAUCAAUCGGUGGCGAGUCUGAGUACGGCUCUCGGCGCACAUCGUCGAUGACGCAAUCAGUCCCUGGUCCGUCCGCUGCACUCUCGCGCCAGAACAGCUCCGCCCUAGACUCUCCAGGCGCUGCGGCCGUCAAAGUGUUUGAGGUCUCAACUGGUCCGUCAGAAGCAGCGCCAAGAGCAGUAGAACCAGCAGGCGGUGCAGAGAGAGCAGGUUCCCGCAGCUCGGUAGGAUUGGAGAAGGUGUUGUCUCGGGACUCGCAGAUCAGCAUUCUGGAACGAAGUCAAUCACGGUCGAGCGCCUCGUCGACUGGAUGGGCGGAUGGGACUACCGGGCGGUUGGCGGGUCUUGACACAGAGCAGCUUGCAAACCCGGGGGACAUGCUCCGGUUGCUCUCGUCAUUCGUCCCAAAGCUGCUGCUCCAGGCAGCUGCCAGUGAGCCAGAGGCGUUCAGCAGCCGGGCAACGGUCAACUCGUUCAUGGCCGCCAUCAUGAUUGCUGACGUCACCGGCUUCACGCCGCUGACGGAGCGCGCGCUGACGUCGAAGCGGGGCACGGAGCUGGUGGAGGAGCUGACGGUGUGCAUGAACAACUACUUCAACGAGGCCAUUGACAUGGUCUUUGACUAUGGCGGCGACAUCAUCAAGUUUGCAGGGGACUCCCUGAUAGUUGCAUUCCCGGUCAACAGAGCUGCCAAGGAGACUCCGGAGGCCUGUACUUUGCGAGCGGCAGCGUGCGGGUUCGAUCUGGUUUCCACGCUUGGCGCCUAUACUCCCCAGCUUGGGGGUUACGGCGACACCGAUCACAGCAGCCACGAAGACAUGAGCAGCACGAUCGGUGCGUUCCGCCCCGCGUCCACUCUCAACAAAGCCGACCAAGCGAUGAAGGUCCUGGUAGUAGACGACAUCGUUCUCAACCGGGUCGUGCUGUCCAAGAUGCUCACGAAACUGGGGUGCGAAGUGGUUCACGCGAACAACGGGAAGGAAGCGGUGGAGGCUUUUUCGAAGAACGACUUUCCGCUGAUUUUCAUGGAUUUGCUGAUGCCGGUCAUGGACGGGUACGAAGCGACGCGGGAGAUCCGGAAGCUGGAAGACCCACAGGCGCGCCCGACGUUCAUCUCUGCGGUCACCGCUCAGCUCGAGGACCAGGCGAAAAAGGGCUGUUUAGACGCGGGGAUGGACGGCUUCCUCAUGAAGCCAAUCACGAUGGCCCAGCUGGUGACCAUCGUGAAGUCGAAGGCCACGCGCCAAACGAGGGGGUUGAAUCUGGGGAAGACGUUUCCCCUUCCGAAAACGAUGAGUAUCAGCAAGUCGCGGGAGACCACUGUGGCCACAAGCCAAGAGAUCGCAGCGCCGCUGACUCUGUCGCUCAAAGUGAUGGUCGGGGUUGGGGAGGUGCGCAUCCUGAAUGUUGGGGGGGAGCCACAGCUGAAGUCCGGCAUCCCCCGCUGGGAGUACUUUAUGGCGGACCCCCCUCAAGAUCCUACCGCCCCUGACGUCGUCUUGCGUCAGCCGAUGGAUCAGGUCAAGGGGUGCGACCACUUUGCCACGUCGGGCAACGUCAUCUUGUCCCCUGAAGUGUGGGCGCUAAUUGGGAAAGAGUGCGAUGGGGAGGUUUUAGAGCACGGGUUUAUACGGCUGAAUCGGGUGCUGGGUCGGAUCGUGAUUCCAGAACAGAAGAAGAUCCUGGAGUUUAACCAGCCGGAUGUCGCGGCCGCGAUCGUGCGCGGCCUCCGGACGUACAUCCCGGAUAGCGUAUACACACGGUUGCUCCAUAACCAGGCCAGCAGCAGCAGCACAACGGCCCUCGCCGAGAUCAGGCGCUGCACGUGCCUCUUUCUGGGGCUCCCGAGUUUGUCGGACCCGGGGCCACUUGGCGGGCCCCCGCAGCUGACACGUGUCCAGACGGUGCUGACGACGGUGCAGCAGUGCCUAGCGGCGACGGAUGGCUGCCUCCUGCAGAUGCGGAUGGACGAGAAAGGCUACCUCAUGAUCGCCGCGUUUGGCCUGCCCGGAAACACUCACCAGGACGACCCCCUGCGGGGCGUCAAAACGGCGCUGACCAUACGCGAUAAGCUCAAGGCGAUAGGGGAGAUGGGCGUCGCGGGUGUUACCACCGGCAAGCUGCUGUGCGCGACAGUGGGCGGCCGGAGGCGGUGUGAAUACACGGUGUACGGCGACUCGAUCAACCUGAGCGCGCGGCUGAUGAAGAAAGCAACGGACGAGGUAUUGAUUGACUCGGCCACUUACGAUGCCACCAACACAGCGAUAGAGUACGUGGCACUGCCUCCGAUGGCCGUGAAAGGGAAGAAGCAACCGCUGGACGUGUACAGACCCGUCGGUCUGAAGGGCCGAGACGGCAAGAAGGGUCACGCCCUGACCCAGAAUUCCUCAUUCCUGGGAACGGAGUCCCUCUCUCAACUCCUCUUAGUCGGCCGCAAGGAAGAGCUCACGCUUCUCUUGGCCAAAGUUUCUCGCCUCAAAACCCUCUUGAAACGCGACCGCGGCUCGACCAGCGGCCGGAAAAUCCGGCGGUCCACCGCCCAGGACGAGUCCUCCGGAACCAUUGCGGAUUACGGAUCGUUGAUCAGCGGAAGUGCGAUGGAGGACCCGGGGCAGUCCUUUCGGGCGAAACACAAGCUGGUGCUCGCCCCUCUCAAGUCGCCCAGCAUGGAGCCCUCGCGCGACGGCGCGCUGCGGCCGACGCCGCGCGCGCAGAGCUUCGCGCAGCCGGCGAGCCCGACCGCGCGCGCGAUGACGUCAGCGGCGACGCUCGCGGGCGUGGUGCUGAUCCUGGGCCAGGCGGGGAUCGGGAAGUCGAGCCUCAUCAGCAUGAUGCGCGCGCAGGUCGAGGCGCAGAACCCGGAGGUGCAGGUCGUGAUGACGUCAGGAGGUUCUGGCGGGUUGGGUCAGCAAGUGCUCGGGCCGUGGAUCCGGUUAGUGCUCAGCGCAUUGGAGCUGCCCCCGGAGCUUUCCCCUGAGCAGCGGGGGCAAGCCGUGGUCAAGCACCUACCUAGUCUGCUACAGAGUCAAGCUUACUUCCUGAACGACGCUCUCAAAAUGAGCGCCCCGCAGAGCGUCACACCGAACAGUCCGUCCCGCACUGGGCGCGACUUUAAUGCGAGCGAAACUCCGAGUGUGAGUCACGCCCCCACGCCUCAGCACAACGCCCCGGCCCUUAUGAAUCUGCUCGGGCGAUUUCCCCCGAUUGCCGACGAGCCUCCGACGCCCGCGGGCGCGCCGGGAGACGAUCCGACGGACGACCAGCGGCAACGUGGCAAGCGGAGGUUCUCACGAAAAGCGUCGCUGAAGCGCAGAGGGCGCGGCAUGAGCCUGCUUGAGUCCGAGUUGCAAAACCUGCGGGGGCCCUUAAGGCGCAUGUCCAUGCCCGGGGGGGGGGACAGUCCCGACCCUGAAAACAUCCCCCCGGGGGGCUUACCACCGCUACCGGGCACUGUAAUCGAGACCCCCGAAUGGGAGGGACACUCAUCCGAUGCCGGUACUCCCAGGUUAAGCGGCGCUGCGCUUAGGAUGAAUUCUCGGCGGGGGGCUCGGUACUCCACCAUGGCCGAGGGGGGGUAUGACCACACCGAGAUCGCACCCCCCCGGGUUGAAAUCUCUGCGGGAAACACCCCUGAUUUGUUGGAAGACGAGGCCCCGGUGCGGGGACGGCGCGGGUCACGGUUCAUGACGCACGCGGGGGGGGCUAGUCCCGGUCUCAAAGAUGGCUUGCGGUUUGGACCGGGGCAAACGAUCCGUGAGGAGUCCGGGCCGGACGGCCACGUGACCCGGGUGGAGCGGCUGCUCAAGAUCGCCCCGGUGCAGGAGGUGGCGUCCGCGGAGCUGCGCGCGCAGAAGAUGUGCACGCUGCUCAAGCACCUCGUGCUCGCGCUCAUCAAGGCGCCUUGCGUGCUCGUCGUCGAAGACGCGCACGCAAUGGACGAGCCGUCUUGGUCGGUCCUGAAAGCCAUCAGCGAAGAGCCCGCGAGCGGCGUGCUCUGCGUGCUCGCGAGCCGGCCGCUCGCGCCCGACGCGCGCGGCGCGCGCGACUACCAGGCCGUGGUGGCGUCACCCAGCACUACCGAGAUCUUCCUGCGCGAGAUGUCCGCGAGCGACACGCGUGCGCUGAUCUGCAAGCGCGUGUGCCCGACGGAGAAGCCCCGGGGGAUCCCUGAGAGCGUCUUCGACGCAAUCUACAGCAAGACGCACGGUCACCCCCUGUUCGUGGAGCAGAUGACGGGCGCCAUGCUGGAGAAGGGCAUCAUCCGCGUGGCGGCCGACGGCGCGUGCCACGUCAGCAAGGAGUUCGAUCUCGACACGUACAGCUUCAGCUACUCCGUGGAAGCGCUCAUCACCAGCAGGGUCGAUCUGCUCGCGCCCCUGCAGACGAACGUGCUGAAGCUCGCGAGCGUGAUCGGCAUGGACUUCGACGCGGACCUGCUGCUCGCGGUGCUGACGUCACACCUGGUGCGCGACGGCCUGACCGCGAUCACACGCGAGCAGCUGCUGCGGACGCUGGACGACUUGGACCACCUCAACUUCCUGACGGUCCGAAAGGCGGAGAACGGCAAGACGUACCACUUCAGCAAUUCGGUUACGAUGGAGGUUACGGCGUCGAUGCUCCCGUCAAAGCAGCGCCGCACGAUCCACUUGGACGUCGCCCAAGAGCUGGUCGCCCGCGAAUCCGAGUUGGACUUGCUGUGCGUCAGCAUCGCGCAUCACUACACGCAAGCCUGCAAAGACGUGGAGGAUCUAGAGUGCGACGUUACGGACAACGCCGUGUUCUACUGGGAGCGCGCGGCGCGCGACGCGCUGUUCAAGUUCGGACAGUACCGGACGGCCAUACGCUAUUACGAGGAGGCGCUGCAUCUGAGUAAUACGAUGGGGCAGAUGGACCGCGUGGACCAAACGCAGCGCGGCACGUGGCACCGGCACAUCGCUUAUGCGCAUGCGGCGCUGGGCGAGCUGGAUUCCAGCAUGGAACAUUUGAAGCGUUCCUUGCAGGAGAUCGGCGUCCACGUCCCCGCCGCCUGGCCCCGCGUCGCGUCGUUCCGCGCGCGAAGGUUCAGGGUUUGGCGGUUCUGCGGGUGCCGCGGCGCGGGGCUGAAGCACAUCGUGCCGCGCAAGUUCCUGGAAGCCCAGAAGUCGCUGAAGAAGGUUUCUGAGGCGCGCAAGGGCACGAUGGAGAACCUGACGUCACUCGCCGGCAUGCAGCUGCUCAAGAGCCACGUGUUCUACCAGCUGGGCAGCCUGGCGGCCUCGUCGAACGACCUGGCGGUCGCGAUGUACGCGAGCAAGCAGGCCCUCACCUGCGUGCUGACGUCAACGACCGCGCUCAAGAUCGACGUCGCGCGCGCGUACUCGCUGUGCGCGGUGCUCGCGGCCGCGCCCGACGAGGCCGAGUCGAGCAUGAGCCAGUGCAUGGCGGUGCUGGAGAAGUGUCAAUCGGAGAUGGCCACGCCACGUGUCCAAGCGGCGGAGAUCUUCUACAACGUCGCGUUGACCGCGCUGUACCACGGUCAGUGGAUCCAAGCGGAUAAGUACGCGUGCGAUGCGGCGGACGUGUUUGAGCUGUGCCAGGGUCAGCGGGAGGUCGACCUCUGCAACUGCUGUCGAGCCAUGAUCUUCCUCUACCAGGGCAAGUCCAACUUCUGCUUCCAAGAAGGCACGCGCAUGAUCGAGGCUCGAAGGGAUCAUCCUGAGUUGCACCUUUGGGGCUCCUGUUUAGCCGCGGCCGCGGCCGCGGCGCUCGGCGAACAUGACGAGGUAUUACGGAUAUACGAGGAGAUGGAGGCGACGUAUGAAGAGCAGAACCACAAAGAGAAGGUCGCCGAGUACCUCAGCUUGCAGGCGAAGGCUUUCGCCUGCGAGGCGCUGCUGCGCCAGGGCGCACGCGUGCGCGCACUCGAGUGGGCGGCCGCGCUCCUGCCGCGCUUCGCGAGCGGGACGCCGCUCUGCCCGCUCACCCCUGCUGCGACCUGCGCGGUUAUGGAGGUUUUGCUGGACUCGCUCGUGGAGCUGCCAAGUGGCGCCACAAGGACCGCCCGGGAGGAUCAGAUUGCGACACUGACGAAGCACUUCAACUUCGUCUGUCGGCGGAUGGUGUUUGCGCGGGUGUACCAAAAGUACUUCGAGGCGCGCCUAUUGUGGGCCGCCGGCAAGCACAGGCGAGCGCGCGACCAGUUCCGAGAGACGGUGACGCAAGCAGCCAACAUGUCCAUGUGGACACUGCACAGCACCGCCGACACGUGGCUGCACCGCUUCUGA
This is a messenger RNA of Klebsormidium nitens, 6621 nucleotides long. The record is from the annotation of a GenBank genome assembly. NCBI's taxonomy places the organism in Eukaryota, Viridiplantae, Streptophyta, Klebsormidiophyceae, Klebsormidiales, Klebsormidiaceae.